Trichobilharzia regenti is the source of this 1140-nucleotide messenger RNA. NCBI's taxonomy places the organism in Eukaryota, Metazoa, Platyhelminthes, Trematoda, Strigeidida, Schistosomatidae. The record is from the annotation of a GenBank genome assembly.
AUGGAAGAUGGGGUGUUUUAUGACUCGAAACAAAAUAUGGAAAGAAUCAGCGAGGUUGAACGGCUUUUCGGGUUCCCAUCCAAUAAACUGGUAACUACAAAUCGUGUAUUGGUAGGAGAGGGUGUUCUUACUAAGAUAUGCAGGAGGAAGCCCAAACUAAGACACUUUUUCUUGUUUAAUGAUGUCCUGAUUUAUGGAAGAAUUGUUGUGAACAGAAAAGUCCUUCGCAAUCCUCAGUUUAUUGACCUUGCGGAUGUCUCUGUGAAGAACGUUUUGGACAACGGCAUCUACCGAAACGGAUUUUCAAUCCUUAGUCCUAGAAAGUCUUUCACUGUUUACGCAAGUACAUCUGAAGAAAAAGCUCAGUGGGUAGUUCAUUUGAGGAAGUGCAUUUCGAAUUCCCUCCAUUCCACUAAGCAGUCUGAUUCAAUCAAAAAAUCACCGAUUUGGAUUCCAGAUUCAGAAGCAUCACAUUGUAUGGUAUGUGGUACUACGGAAUUCAACUUGGUUCAUCGUCGGCAUCAUUGUCGACAUUGUGGUAAAGUUGUUUGUGAUAAAUGCUCAAUUUAUCGUUGGAUAUUACCCUAUCAGAGUUCAUCACGUGUACGCGUUUGUUCAAUAUGUCAUAGGAAAUUGUUAAUUGAAAAAAACAGCGCAUCUAGUCACCUCAACGACGACUGUCAACAUCAUCAAGAAGAAGACGUAGAAGCAGAAGACGAAGGACAAGAACGAGUUCAAUACUCACAAUAUCAUUAUAAUCAACAAUUUGAAAAGUUGUCAGAUGAAAAGUAUUCACCCAUUACUAAUACUUCUAUGACUACCACUAAUACUACUAUUACUGCAGCUGCAGUUGGCACUAAAAUUAGUUCAGUGAAUGAAACACCUAAAAAUGGGAUUGUUUUAACACCAACCUUUCUUGUGAUACAGAAUCAGAAACAAAUGAUUGAGGGAAUAAUGUUGGCCUCUUCAGGCGCGCACACACACACACACAGAUGCUUCGUUAAUCAUCAACGAAAUCAAACAGACCUGGAAUUAUGCAAUCAUCUCAUUUCCUUCAUAAUUUUAUUCAUCUACAAUGUGAUCUAUCUGUGCAUCUCUAUGAUGCAAUCACAGUCACUGUCUUCCUUUUGCAGAAAUUGA